Colletotrichum tamarilloi is the source of this 333-nucleotide messenger RNA. RefSeq lists its product as uncharacterized. The record is from RefSeq and is a predicted model, not a curated record. Bases 1 to 333 code for a protein of 110 amino acids. NCBI's taxonomy places the organism in Eukaryota, Fungi, Ascomycota, Sordariomycetes, Glomerellales, Glomerellaceae. The transcript has a single exon.
AUGACAACAAUCAAGAUAGGACUAGGAAGAGAUACAAUUUCAGCUCCCAAAUUCAGCGACAUGUUUCGCCUUGCGGAGAAAGGAGGCAGGCACCUCGACCACCGCCACGUAAAUCUCAUGACGGCCGAAUCCCGGACCAAGAAGAUCACCAACUACAUCCGCCGCAGCGUCAAAGUCUUUGUGCGUCUGCGCGAUACUGUUACUGAGCUCUUGAAAGAAGCCUUGGGCCUAGCGAUCAAAGCGGGAAGGAUAAUGCUCGAAUUCGACAAGGAGCACCCGUACCUCGUCGCUCUAGUUGUCGGCGGAGUGGUGCUGGCCGUUGUCUCCCCUUAG